Malaya genurostris is the source of this 2061-nucleotide messenger RNA. RefSeq lists its product as uncharacterized. NCBI's taxonomy places the organism in Eukaryota, Metazoa, Arthropoda, Insecta, Diptera, Culicidae. The transcript has 3 exons. The coding region runs from base 1083 to 1835 and encodes 250 amino acids. The record is from RefSeq and is a predicted model, not a curated record. Gene Ontology annotation, cellular component: endoplasmic reticulum membrane. Gene Ontology annotation, biological process: GPI anchor biosynthetic process.
AGUAGCAGCUGAUGUCCUAUGGAUAACUUUCAGUACCGAAAAACACAGAUGUUUAUUCCGUAUACAAAGAAAGUAGUAUAAACUGCUUCCGUAUACGUUACAUACACGUAAAAUUUAUAAAUUGAUUAGAAUAUGACAACAUGUGGCAUUUUGUGCAAGAGUGAUUUGGUUUUCGAAUCAUGGCCGUGCUAGUGUUCAGUUAUGUGAGUGUCUAGCGUUAUAGAGUGCCACAGAUCGCAGAUUAUUUUAUUCAUGUGAAGAGUUUGCAAUUUACUACAGAGAGCGUACGCAAGAAUGAAUAUAAUUUGGGUGUCGAGUUUUCUACAUACAUUUUUGGAUUGUCUUUUUUUCUGGUAAAGUAGAAAGGAGUUGAAGGAUUGAAGUAUAAAUGGAGGCAGAUGUUGAAGACUAGCCUUGACAGUUUAUAAGACAGAUAACCGCGGUUAGCCUCAAUCAAAACCACGCUCAGAUCCCUGUAGGUAGACUGCAAAUAUAUCUCGGUAAUUACAAUUGUUGACUCGUAACCGAAUUUUCGAAGUGAGCACACGCGUUUUUUUAACAAUCGACAUCGGUAAGACGAAGGUGCCUAUCACAGCAGAGGCUGUAGUAUAGGCAUUAAAUAAAAGUGAUAAAAGUAGCAUCCCCGCAAGUGAGUUCUGUCUGUGCACCGGUUUUGUAUCGGUAUCGACAGUAGACGCUAUUGUGCUAUCCUCGGGCAGCAGUUAUUUCUAUUGUUUGCUACCCGCAUCGCAGCAGCCAAAUCCUGAGUCAAGGUCACGCUGAAGCACAACGAAGGAGUGAAGGAGCAACUCACCUAACAGCUUACCGUGACAUACUAUCUCGAAUGCAGUUUUCUCUGUCUUGCACAUUUCGUCGGAUAUCUCGAUUAGAUCAACUAAAUUUGAAGCCCGCCUUUUCAAUUCAUUUUCGUUUUCCUCAUUCUUUUUCUAAAUAAACGAAAUAAACCGACUACAGCGCAACAAGAAACGUCAUUGAGUGUAUUUUUAAAAUAAUGUUUUCGAAAUUUUAUUCUUUCUCAAACAAUUUAUAACAGAAAAGCAUAAAAUUAUUUGAAUCGUAACAUGACUACGGUAUCCAGUAGAUAUUCACCAACAACAAAACUAUACAUUAACGUUAGCAUCUUAUCGAUCGCGUUGAAUGCAACAUAUUUUGCAUUUCUAAUUCAGUCGAACAAACUAUACGACAUCGGUAAAUGUUGGUCUUCAUACGUGAUCCUACUGUUGCCGGUGAUCGAGCUACUCAAGCAUUACUACGUUGGAAAAGUUUUACAGUUGGCAGGCUGGAACAUCGUAUUUGACCUGCAAUCAAAUGCAUCAACAUCACAGAAGUCCGGAAGUAAACAUCAAUCGAAAAAAUUAUCGCCAUUUUCAGGAGUUGGUGGUCUCUUGUUCAUCCUAAUUCUGUCCAUGCUCUUUUAUGGCUUUAUUUGUCUCAUUCUGGGAGCUCCACUCGAUCAAUACGAAGAAACUACUUCCCUGGCGGCUGCUUUAACUACUUUAACUAUCCUUCCCAUAACGUUAUUUAUUGGCCACUCAGGCACAAUACGUUUGUUGUUUUCAGAAGCAUUCGAAUUACGAUCUCCCAUUGCUAAUUCGUAUUUGACAUUACUCAAAAACAAUUGCAUCGGAGUAAUUUUGGGUGCAUGGGGUGCUUCGGUGGUUGCUCCAUUGGACUGGGAUCGUCCUUGGCAAGUGUACCCGGUUCCAAAUGUAGUUGGUGCGAUAGGAGGCUCUUUUGGUAUGAAUGUUUUUACACUACUCAGCACAUUGUACUUUAUACUUUGCAAAAGUAAUCACAGAAAAGGAAUUGUAUAAAUUUUUCGUGAUUUACCAAUAAACAGUAUACCUUUCGGUCUAGUCAAAAUGUCUGUUUUAUUAUUACACACUAAUAUUUUCGUAUAUUUAGUGAAUGUUUCUGUGAAUGUUUUUACACUACUCAGCACAUUGUACUUUAUACUUUGCAAAAGUAAUCACAGAAAAGGAAUUGUAUAAAUUUUUCGUGAUUUACCAAUAAACAGUAUACCUUUCGGUCUAGUCAAAA